Molecule: messenger RNA, 4815 nt
Organism: Pezoporus flaviventris
Lineage: Eukaryota; Metazoa; Chordata; Aves; Psittaciformes; Psittacidae
Gene: SLC40A1
Product: solute carrier family 40 member 1
Exons: 8
Coding region: 189-1928 (579 amino acids)
Biological process (GO): iron ion transmembrane transport
Cellular component (GO): basolateral plasma membrane
Molecular function (GO): iron ion transmembrane transporter activity; peptide hormone binding
Source: RefSeq, a predicted model, not a curated record
UUGCGCUCUUUCGCACCACGCCGAGCGUCCCACGGCGCUCGGCCCCUCCGCGGCGGAGCGUCUCCGGCCGCCCGCGCCGCAUAAGGCAAAGGCUUUCCGACUUCAGCUACAGUGCUAGCUAAGUCGGGGAAGGCAACACGGAGCAAAGCCGCGCGUCCCCCCGCCUCCUGUCGGCUGAACGGGCCAGCAUGGCGCGGGGAGCGGAGCCGGCGGGCGAGCGGCGGCGCUGCGGAUCUGUGGUUGCCUAUUUUACCUCGGCAAAGUUUCUCCUUUACCUUGGGCAUGCACUGUCCACUUGGGGAGAUCGUAUGUGGCAUUUUGCUGUGUCUGUAUUCCUGGUUGAACUUUAUGGAAACAGCUUACUCCUGACGGCUGUCUAUGGACUGGUUGUGGCGGGAUCAGUUCUUCUCCUGGGAGCCAUUAUUGGAGACUGGGUGGACAAGAACUCCAGGCUCAAAGUGGCCCAGACAUCCCUGGUUGUACAGAAUGCAUCAGUCAUCCUGUGUGGUGUUAUCCUGAUGAUUAUCUUCUUGUUUAAGACACAGCUUUUAACCUUAUACCAUGGAUGGCUUCUUACGAUGUGCUAUAUCCUGGUUAUCACAAUAGCAAAUAUUGCCAAUUUGGCCAGCACUGCUACAGCAAUCACAAUUCAGAGGGACUGGAUUGUUGUGAUUGCAGGGGAAGACAGAAGCAAACUGGCAGAUAUGAAUGCCACAAUAAGAAGAAUUGAUCAGUUGACCAAUAUCUUGGCCCCAGUGGCAGUUGGUCAGAUAAUGACAUUUGGCUCCCCAAUGAUUGGCUGUGGAUUCAUUUCUGGUUGGAACCUGAUGUCGAUGUGUGUGGAAUAUCUGCUGCUCUGGAAGGUUUAUCAGAAAACCCCUACUCUGGCUCUCAAAUCUGCAAAAGUUGAAGAAUCAGAACUGAAACAGCUGAAUAUAAAGAAAGAGAGUGACAUGAAACCUGCCGAAGGAGUGCAGUUAAUUGUUGAAAAAGAUGUAACUGGCUUUGAGCCCCAACAGGAGAAGGAGAUGAGCUGCGGUGCCCGGAUUGCUGAGCCUUUCAUCACUUUCCGUGAUGGAUGGGUUGCGUACUACAACCAGCCAGUGUUUCUUGCAGGCAUGGGUCUUGCCUUUCUGUACAUGACUGUUCUGGGCUUUGAUUGUAUUACUACAGGCUAUGCCUACACUCAGGGUUUGAGUGGCUCAGUGCUAAGUCUCUUGAUGGGUGCCUCAGCAGUCACUGGAAUCAUGGGAACAGUAGCUUUCACUUGGCUUCGUCGCAAAUGUGGCCUUGUUCGCACAGGCCUCAUUUCUGGAGUUGCUCAAUUUGCUUGCCUGGUCUUAUGUGCUGUCUCUGUGUUUAUGCCUGGAAGUCCUAUGGAUUUGACUGUCUCCCCAUUUGCUGACAUCAGUGCUAGGCUGUUUGAAAGUGAACCAUUACCUGCUAUAGCAUCUCCAGAAGAUAAGCCUGAAGUGUUUUUUGCAACUGAAAUGCCCAACUUGUUCAACGGGUCUACUACUCCGGCUAACAGCGACCCAGAGAUGAGUCCUGAGCCUGUGCCUUUGCUCUCUGUUAGUCUCCUGUUUGCAGGAGUCAUUGCUGCUAGAGUUGGCCUUUGGUCCUUUGAUUUGACUGUCACACAGUUGCUCCAAGAAAAUGUGGUAGAAUCUGAAAGAGGCAUCAUAAACGGUGUCCAAAACUCCAUGAAUUAUCUUCUUGAUUUGCUGCACUUCAUCAUGGUCAUCUUGGCCCCAAAUCCUGAAGCUUUUGGCUUAUUGGUGCUUAUUUCUGUGUCUUUUGUUGCCAUGGGCCACAUAAUGUACUUCAGAUUUGCGCAGAAAACCUUAGGAAAACAACUUUUUUCAUGCCGCACUCCUGAUCCCAAAGUGUCUGACAGUUCACCAACUGGUAAUACAUCUACUGUCUGAGAGGAUCCACUUCUCUUACUAACUUGCUACACAAAUAUAGUGGUUAAACACAUAUACUGCUUUUUGUGACCCUAAGGUGUUUCUCUAGAGUUGAAUGCAUAACUUAGCUGUUUGAGGAAGCUGUUCGAAGAGAGCUAAAAGUCAUAGUGACCCUGUGAAAGUGUUACAUGUUUGGUAGAGGACAACCUAAUUGGAUCUUGACAGCUGGUGUUUCAAAGGAUCCCUACAUCUAGUACUUGAUCUCAAAAGUUAUGUUGACUUCCUGUUCCUGACCCCUACAGUGAUACUUUAGUGGUUAUACUAGCUCAAUUUGUUCAUGAAUUCUGAACAAUUCUUGUGUCUAUUGAGCGAAACAAGGUGGUUUUUUUAGUUGCUUCAGAAUAACUUGAUAUAUAUUAUUUGAUUUUUUUGUGGAGUUUUUCCUGUUUUCCCCCUUACCAUGAACAAUGGUAUAAGCAUCAUUCUUGAAUUCCUGAAGUGGACUCUUGAGUUCUGAGGUUUUCCCAAAAUACGUUUUAGUAUGCUGUUUUGGUUUAACUUUACAGAAACACCUUUGUAGGGUUUUUUGCAUGUUUUCUUACAAAUUAGAUGAGUGCUAGGUAAAAGAUGUUGUAUUACACUUCUGUUGCACUUGAUAAAGUAAAACAUAGCCUCAUCUUAGCAGAAGCUGUUGAUGUAACAUUAGAAAGCAUGGCUUUUUUUAAUUGCAAAUGACGGGUCUGCUCAGGUUUAAUGUAGCAGGAAGUGCUAAGGUCAGGAGUACUGGUACAGGAAGAUAAAGUCUAGGGCUAACUUAGUUUUUGCAAGCAGCUUUAGUUAUUUUUGUUAUUUUCAGAAACCCUACUAAAGCCUGAUGUAUUGAUAUAUUAUUAGUAUUGCAGGCAAAAGAAGUCAAAGUGGUUUACUUGCGUGUAUCUGUUUUACAUGUAUGUGAAUUUUGACUUGUUUUGUUCUCAAAUACUGCUAAGACAGUGAGAUGUUGGACUGUGUGGCCCUCUAAAGCAACUUCGGAGCAAUGAAGAGUGAUAAUAUCCCUCUGAUUUUCAGGAAGUUCUUGCAUUUAUUUUUUUUUUUACCCUGCAUGUCUACUAACACAGUACUUCCAUAGUCAGUAACUGUAUGUGCACUUUUGUGGAAACUACACACUUUGCUCUCACAGUAGAGUUGAACCUGGUGGUGAUCUGAAUUUUCCUAUGGCAUGACUACGACUCCUAAACUUAAAUCUUUGUAAAAAUGUUUGUUUGCAAAAUAAUUGGUAUGCAAAAACAUACGCCAUAAACUUGUGAAGGGUGUGCUCUGCAACUUUUAAGCCAUUUUGUAUUUUAGGUACUGUCCUUCACAGUCAUCUGUGUUGCCAGACUUCAACCCUAGAAUGUAAGUGUGUGAGCUCCAUUGACAUUAAAGGCGUUACACCAGGGCUGAGUCUAGCCAUUCAUCAUAAAAUUUUUAAUGAUUACAUUAUGUAUCAAACUAAAUAGAAUGUGGCUUUUCUCUUGGAUACAAUAUUUUGUAAGAGGAGUGGAACUGAAUGUACAGCCAAUGUACUUGUAGCCCUCAGUAUUCAGUAACUGGAUGUAACAGUUCUUCUCCUCUAAUGGACCAAAACUACCCAUUACUGCUAUGUUACUGAAAGUGUCUCAGGGAUGUUUUCACUAGCUUUAUGAGUUUUUUACUUUGACCAAGCUUUAGGUUUUUAAUAAAGUAAAAUAUGUAAAUUAGAGUAGUUUUAAAAAUUUGUGACUCAGUCCUGAGUGUAAGUUCUUAAGGAAAAGGGAAUUUCUCCAUCAGCAGGAUUUAAAAGUCAGAAAACAAAUAAAACAAACUUUUCUAGAUUUACAGAAUAAAUAUGCCCAAAGAAUAGCCUGUACAGUAUGUGAUAAGUACACAAGUCACAAGUAAAUAAAAUACCUCUGAUUUGCCAAAUAUGUUUUCUCACAUGUAUCUAAUUUGAACUGGGACCAGAUUUUAGUAUUGCUGAAUAUAAAUAAAGGUAGCCCAAAUGUCAGUGAAAGCCUCCAUACUGCACUUUGAAUGUCUGAAUGCCAUUGUACUUGUUAGACUCACUGGCCAUCAGGGAAACAAAGCUGAAAAUGCAGCUUCUUGUGGGCUGUUUAUAGCCUACAGAGCCCAGUGUGCCUGAAGUUUUAUGCUGUAGCAAUCACUGAGCACCAGACAUCCCAGAGAGGAUGUAUUCCUGAAGUCUGUAGAGCUCCAAAAACAUAACAAAUAGAGCUGGGAGCAUACUAUAUUCCCAUCUGUUUCCAAAGUUUGUCCUUUUUUUUUUUCCCACCAAGAGCAAUGUAGUCUUAUUUGAGUUGCAUAGCAGUUUGUUUCAUGAAUAGUUCUACUAGGUAGUGCAGUCUGGAUCUCAAGCCAAGAAGAGUAGUAUUGGGAGGGGACUGGACAUCUGUAUUUUGUGCACAUGUUGCUAGGAUUCAUAUGAGCAGAUACACACCUGGAAGGCAAGACAAUCCUAAAAGAGAAAGAAGAAAGGUGGAUGCUAGCUUUUAGAGGAAUAAUAAGGUCUAAAUUGAAAUCUUGAAUCUAUUGGUCUGGAUCAGAUGUCAAAAAAUGUAUGCUGCUUGAGCCCACCCCAUUUGUGUAAGUCUGAUGUAUGCAGACACCUGUACUGAUCAGUACUUUGAAGCAAUGUGGAGCCUGAAGUCUUACUUAGCAGGACUUCCAUUAAGGAAGCAUUUCUGGCCUUGUAUUUAUUUAUUUAAGAAAAAAAAUGUAUCCAAUUUGGAUGAAAACUGCCCUUAAAAAGUACCCACUAGAAAUCAAUCUUACAAAAUAGCAUAUUUUAUUAUACAACCUUAUGCUGGACAUAGCAUUGAUUUUGUAUUACUAUUGUUAAAGCUGAUGAAUAAAUUUACAUAAAAAAUUA